Oncorhynchus keta (chum salmon) is the source of this 8400-nucleotide messenger RNA. RefSeq names its product growth hormone receptor b (gene ghrb). Gene Ontology annotation, biological process: positive regulation of peptidyl-tyrosine phosphorylation; positive regulation of receptor signaling pathway via JAK-STAT; cytokine-mediated signaling pathway. Gene Ontology annotation, molecular function: growth factor binding; cytokine binding; peptide hormone binding. The transcript has 9 exons. The record is from RefSeq and is a predicted model, not a curated record. Gene Ontology annotation, cellular component: external side of plasma membrane; cytosol; growth hormone receptor complex. Bases 5719 to 7611 code for a protein of 630 amino acids. Lineage: Eukaryota; Metazoa; Chordata; Actinopteri; Salmoniformes; Salmonidae.
UGUUUCCCAGAUAGUCUUUCAGUGAAAACAAACACAUACAAAUCUAUUUGUCGUUUAAGAUUAACAUCUUCCACUCUGCGGCAGUUUCUUAAAGACUGAUAUGUUUUGGUUGGCAUACAGCAAUAGUGAUUGAAGAAUGAUGAGAGGAUUGUUGUUUAAGAAGAACGCCUAUAUUUUCCAUAGAGCGGGGGAAAUAACUUGAAUCGGGCCAGGAUGUAGGAUGGUUUUAUUUCACAAAACAAGUGCUGGACACAACCCAGCCCAGAGUCUUUGGCUGCAGAGCUUGAAUGUCAUGUUCAACAGUGGACUGUUGACUUUGUCAUGUUUCGUAACGCGACCGAACGGUCAAACUCAAUACCCCCAGGAAAACCAGGAAUUGUGGACAACGCUCACACUACUGAGUCACUCGUUGUCCGUGACAUCAGAUAGGCGUGUGCAAUUGCCCCUUCGCUAAACCCGGCGUCUAAAUGUUUCUGCAAUCAACCGCAGCACUCCCAGUGGAUAGCAACGGUCGUCGAGUUCAACACCUCGGAAAUGUUCAUGUUUAAAUCCCAUGAAAGCCAGUGAGGGCUAUAAAACAGUUUUGCUUUGACUUUUUUUUUUUGUUGCUUUGAUUGACUUCAGAGCCAUUCAGCUAGCUACACUGUUACAGAUUUUAACCAGGUUCCGGUGAAGCAAUUGUAAUGACAGUCCACCACAAGAUACCCAAGAGUUUCUUGAUCAGCCAGGGGUAGUUGUGUUGAAUUUAGAUGUAUGUGUAUUAGACACACCGUUUUUGAGAUCAUUGUGAAGGUAUUUCGCCAGCGGUUGAAUGGAAUUGGGCAUUCCGGGAAAAUGUUGUCGGAGGUUGCAACAGUAACUAAGGGGGGCUGGACUUAGCGAAGGUUCGAGCCCGAGGUCCGGCGUGCUAUUGACUGUGCUGCAAAAGCACAGACCAGGGUCUUUACAAUAUAGUUAAUAUACUGGCAAGUUUGUGUUAGUAGCCAACUAACGUUACCCGUGCGUACAAGCAACUGCUGUAAUGCUAUGCGGUUUGUAAGGCUGGCGACUGUGGCGUAGCUAACAAAUGAACAUAAAGUGUAACUUAAUUUAUUUAAAAAGUAAUUACUUUAUUACGUUGCUCAACAUUUUCUUGACAUUUGUCAUAAAAUACACUUUAUAGUAAAAGCAAUUUGUAUCCACUGUAGGUUUUCUCUUUAACUCUAAUCAAGAGCACCUGAUACUAAUAAUUACCUGGUUGAUAAGCUGAAUCAGGUUAGUUACAAGUGGGGUUGGAGUGAAAACCUACAGGAAGUUAGCUCUCAGGAACAGGGUUGGAGAGCCCUGGUUUAAAGUGACUAGUGAUCCAUGUAUUAAUGUGAUCAGUUACUGGGUCUCAAUGUAGGCAGCAGCCUCUCUGAGUUAGUGAUGGCUGUUUAGCAGUCUGAUGGCUUUGAGAUAGGGGCUGUUUUUCAGUCUCUCGGUCCCAGCUUUGAUGCAUCUGUACUGACCUCACCAUACGGAUGGUAGCGGUGUGAACAGGCAGUGGCUCGGGUGGUUGUUGUCCUUGAUUAAAAUGUUGUCCUUCCUAUGGCAUCGGGUGCUGUAGGCGUCAUGGAGGGCAGGUAGUUUGCCCCUGGUGAUCAAAUCAAAUCAAAUGUAUUUAUAUAGCCCUUUGUACAUCAGCUGAUAUCUCCAGAGUGCUGUACAGAAACCCAGCCUAAAACCCCAAACAGCAAGCAAUGCAGGUGUAGAAGCACGGUGGCUAGGAAAAACUCCCUAGAAUGGACAAAACCUAGGAAGAAACCUAGAGAGGAACCAGGCUAUGAGGGGUGGCCAGUCCUCUUCUGGCUGUGCCGGGUGGAGAUUAUAACAGAACAUGGCCAAGAUGUUAAAAUGUUCAUAAAUGACCAGCAUGGUCAAAUAAUAAUAAUCACAGUAGUUGUCGAGGGUGCAGCAAGUCAGCACCUAAGGAGUAAAAGUCAGUUGGCUUUUCAUAGCUGAUCAUUAAGAGUAUCUCUACCACUCCUGUUGUCUCUAGAGAGUUGAAAACAGCAGGUCUGGGACAGGUAGCAUGUCCGGUGAACAGGUCAGGAUUCCAUAGCCGCAGGCAGAACAGUUGAAACUGGAGCAGCAGCACGGCCAGGUGGACUGGGGACAGCAAGGAGUCAUCAUGCCAGGUAGUCCUGAGACAUGGUCCUAGGUCUCAGGUCCUCCGAGAUUGAGAAAGAAAAAGAGAAUUAGAGAGAGCAUACUUAAAUUCACACAGGACACCGGAUAAGACAGGAGAAGUACUCCAGAUAUAACAAACUGACCCUAUCCUCCCGACACAUAAACUACUGCAGCAUAAAUACUGGAGGCUGAGACAGGAGGGGUCAGGAGACACUGUGGCCCCAUCCGAUGAUACCUCCGGACAGGGCCAAACAGGAAGGAUAUAAACCCACCCACUUUGCCAAUGCAUAGCCCCCACACCACUAGAGGGAUAUCUUCAACCACCAACUUACCAUCCUGAGACAAGGCUGAGUAUUAGCCUGCAAAGAUCUCCGCCACGGCACAACCCAAGGGGGGGCGCCAACCCAGACAGGAAGAUCACAUCAGUGACUCAACCCACUCAAGUGACGCACCCCUCCUAGGGACGCCAUGAAAGAGCACCAGUAAGCCAGUAACUCAGCCCCUGUAAUCGGGUUAGAGGCAGAGAAUCCCAGUGGAAAGAGGGGAACCGGCCAGGCAGAGACAGCGAGGGAGGUUCGUUGCUCCAGAGCCUUUCCCAUUCACCUUCACACUCCUGGGCCAGACUACACUCAAUCCACUGAAGAGAUGAGUCUUCAGUAAAGACUUAACGGUUGAGACCGAGUCUGCGUCUCUCACAUGGGUUGGUAGACCAUUCCAUAAAAAUGGAGCUCUAUAGGAGAAAGCCCUGCCUCCAGCUGUUUGCUUAGAAAUUCUAGGGACAAUUAGGAGGCCUGCGUCUUGUGACCGUAUCGUACGUGUAGGUAUGUACGGCAGGACCAAAUCAGAAAGAUAGGUAGGAGCAAGCCCAUGUAAUGCUUUGUAGGUUAGCAGUAAAACCUUGAAAUCAGCCCUUGCCUUAACAGGAAGCCAGUGCAGGGAGGCUAGCACUGGAGUAACGUGAUCCAAUUUUUUGUUUAGUCAGGAUUCUAGUGGCCGUAUUUAGCACUAACUGAAGUUUAUUUAGUGCUUUAUCCGGGUAGCCGGAAAGUAGAGCAUUGUAGUAGUCUAACCUAGAAGUAAGAAAAUAAUUGAUUAAUUUUUCUGCAUCAUUUUUGGACAGAAAGUUUCUGAUUUUGGAGAAAAGUUGUCCUUGAAACAGUCUUGAUAUGUUCGUCAAAAGAGAGAUCAGGGUCCAGAGUAACGCCAAGGUCCUUUUAAAAGUUUAAAAGUAGAAAGUUUGCAGCCAUCCACUUCCUUAUGUCUGAAACACAGGCUUCUAGCGAGGGCAAUUUUGGGGCUUCACCAUGUUUCAUUGAAAUGUACAGCUGUGUGUCAUCCGCAUAGCAGUGAAAGUUAACAUUAGGUUUCCGAAUGACAUCCCCAAGAGGUAAAAUAUAUAGUGAAAACAAUAGUGGUCUUAAAACGGAACCUUGAGGAACACUGAAAUUUACAGUUGAUUUGUCAGAGGACAAACCAUUCACAGAGACAAACUGAUUUCUUUCCGACAGAUAAAAUCUAAACCAGGUCAGAACUUGUCCGUGUAGACCAAUUUGGGUUUCCAAUCUCUCCAAAAGAAUGUGGUGAUCGAUGGUAUCAAACUCAGCACUAAGGUCUAGGAGCACGAGGACAGAUACAGAGCCUCGGUCUGAUGCCAUUAAAAGGUAAUUUACCACAUUCACAAGUGCAGUCUCAGUACUAUGAUGGGGUCUAAAACCAGACAAAAGCAUUUCGUAUACAUUGUUUGUCUUCAGGAAGGCAGUGAGUUUCUGCGCAACAGCUUUUUCUAAAAAUUUUGAGAGGAAUGGAAGAUUCGAUAUAGGCUGAUUUCUGGGUCAAGGUUUGGCUUUUUCAAGAGAGGCUUGGUGAUGCGUUGUGCAGACCGCACAAACCUCUGGAGAGCCUUGCGGUUGAGGGCGGUGCAGUUUGCUGUGAUACAGCUUGACAGGAUGCUCUCGAUUGUGCAUCUGUAGAAGUUUGUCAGGGUUUGGGUGAUGAGACAAAUUUCUUCAGCCUUCUAAGGUUGAAGAUGCGCUGUUGUGCCUUCUUCACCACCCUGUCUGUGGAGGUGGACCAUUUCAGUUUGUCUGUGAUGUGUACGCCGAGGAACUUAAAACUUUCCACCUUCUUCACUGCUGUCCCUUCGAUGUGGAUAUGGGGGUGCUCCCUCUGCUGUUUCCUGAAGUCCACGAUCUUCUCUUUUGUUUUGUUGACGUUGAGUGAGAGGUUAUUUUCCUGACACCACACUCCGAGUGCUCUCACCUCCUCCCUGUAGGCUGUCUCGUCGUUGUUGGUAAUCAAGCAUACUACUGUUGUCGUCUGCAAACUUGAUGAUUGAGUUGGAAUCGUGCAUGGCCACGCAGUCGUGUGUGAACAGGGAGUACAGGAGGGGGCUGAACACGCACCCUUGUUGGGGCCCCUGUGUUGAGGUUCAGCGAAGUGGAGAUGUUGUUUCCUACCUUCACCACCUGUGGGGCGGCCCGUCAAAUUCCAGGACCCAAUUGCACAGGGUGGGGUUGAGACCCAGGACCUCCAGCUUGAUGAUGAGCUUGAAGGGUACUAUGGUAUUGAAUGCUGAGCUGUCAUCAAUGAACAGCAUUCUUACAUAGGUAUUCCUCUUGUCCAGAUGGGAUAGGGCAGUGUGCAGUGUGAAGGCGAUUGCAUCGUCUGUGGACCUGUUGGGGCAGUAUGCAAACUGAAGUGGGUCUAGGAUGGCCGGUAAGAUGGAGGUGAUAUGAUCCUUGACUAGUCUCUCAAUGCACUUCAUGAUGACAGAAGUGAGUGCUAGUCAUUUAGUUCACUUAUCUUUGCCUUCUUGGGUUCAGGAACAAUGCUGUGACUGUGGCCCUGUAUUAUCCUCAAAGCGGGCAAAGAAGGUGUUUAGUUUGUCUGGAAGCGUGAUGUCGGUGUCCGUCACUACAGACUGGGGUUCAAUCCCAGACUGUGUCACAGCUGGCCGGGAGUCCCGUAGGGCGGUGCACAAUUGGCCCAGCUUCGCCCGGUUUGGCCGGGGGUUUUUCUUGGCUCAAUGUGCUCUAGCAAAUCCUAACUUCAGUCAUCAGUUGAAUGGUUUUUCCUCCUACACAUUGAUGCGUCUGGCUUCCGGGUUAAGCGAGCAGGUUUUAAGAAGCACCGCGGCUUGGCGUGUCAUGUUUCAGAGGAUGCAUGACUCGACCUUAGCCUCUCCCGAGCCCGUUGGUGAGUUGCAGAAAUGAGACAAGAUCGUACCUACCAAUUGGAUAUCACAAGGAAAAAAAACAACCUAGUUUGUAUAAUUUUGUAUUAAUUAUUGUGUAGUUUGUAUAACUUCUUCGGCAUGAUAUACUCCUCUGUUUAUAUUCACAUUUACUAUCAGGCAGAAUACACAGGAAAAACGUGAACUUCUUUUCUUUUUCGGAUCUGCCUUGGAGUUUCCAGUUACUAUAUACACUUUCCACUUUCCGAGUUUUCCAAACCGUAGGAACAACUUUUGCCUUCAGAACAGCCUCAUUUCGACGGGCAAGGACACUACAAGAUGUCAAAAGCGUUCGACAGGGAUGCUGCUUCCCACAGUUCCGUCAAGUCGGAUGGAUGUCCUUUGGGUGGUGGACCAUUCUUGAUACACACAGGAAACUGUUGACUGAAAAAACCCAGGCUGGCAUCUACUACCAUACCCUGUUCAAAGGGAUGAACAGCAUGGCAACCUCCCACAUUCUCUUCAUCUGCCUUCUCCUCAUCCUAACAGUUGUGUCGCAGGAGCCGCCAACUUCUGAACAAGCCCUGCCCCAGAUCCGCCCCCAGAUCACUGGCUGUGUCUCCCAUGACAUGAACACGUUCCGCUGCAGAUGGAAUGUCGGAACAUUCCAGAACCUCACAGAGCCCAGAGACCUGCGGAUGUUCUACUACAUCAAUAACAAGAACAUAUCUCCCAAAGAGUGGAGUGAGUGUCCUAACUACAUGGCUGACAGGAUAGACGAGUGCUUCUUCAAUGAAAGCUACACGAAGGUCUGGAUAACCUACAGUGUCCAACUCCGCUCUGGAGAUCAGGAUAAUCUCUAUGACGAGGUCAUCUUCACUGUGGAAGACAUCGUGGAACCAGACCCUCCAAUAGCGCUGAACUGGACCCUGCUGAAUGUGGGUCUAACCGGGAGCCACUUUGACAUCAUGGUGAGCUGGGAGCCGCCACACUCUGCAGACGUGUCUACGGGCUGGAUGACGCUACAAUACGAGGUGCAGUACCGUGAGGUCAAUUCAACACUGUGGAGGAUGGUGAACCUUGAGAAGGGGAGGCAGCGGUCGCUGUACGGGCUGCGCACCAACACAGAUCACGAGGUCAGGGUGAGGUGCAAGACGCUGGCAUCCCGUAAUUUUGGGGAAUUCAGCGACCCCAUAGUCAUACACAUCCCCACUAAAGAGUCCCGAUUUCCAGCUACUGUCCUGCUUGUCUUUGCUGCCUUGGGUUUAGCAGUCAUCCUAUUACUGGUCAUCUAUUCCCAGCAACAGAAGUUGAUGUUGAUUCUCCUGCCUCCAAUUCCUGGUCCCAAAAUCAAAGGAAUCGACCCUGAGCUCUUCAAGAAAGGUAAGUUGGCUGAGCUGACCUCCAUCCUGGGCGACCACCCUGACCUGAGGCCAGAGCUGUACGGUGAAGACCCCUGGGUGGAGUUCAUCGAGCUGGACAUGGAGGAGCCCAACGACAGGCUGACUGAGCUGGACACACAGUGCUUGAUGGACCGCUCGCCCUCCUCAGACUGUCCCCCUCUCACCAUUGGCUUCGGAGAUGACGACUCUGGCCGGGCCAGCUGCUGUGACCCUGAUCUGCCUGAACCAGAGGCCUUCCCCUUCCAUCCCCUCCUCUCCAACACCAGCCCCAGCCUGGAGCCCUCUGGUGCCAGCACUGAGGCCAGCUCCCCAGUCCAGACCCCCACCACAGGGAUGACUCUCUGGGCUGUCCCUGGCAGGGAGGACCUCUAUACCCAGGUGAGCGAGGUGAGACCCACUGGCGAAGUGCUGCUGAUGCCUGAGGAGCAGAGCAAGGUUGAGAAGGAUGCAGAGGAGAAGGCUAAGGAGGGAAAGGAGAAAGAGAAGCAGAGGAAGGAGUUUCAGCUACUGGUGGUGAAUGCUGACGGGGGAGGUUACACCACAGAGUUAGACGCUGGGAAGAUGAGUGCCAAACUCCCCACUUUGAGAGGCAGCCAGCCUGCUCCAACAGAGGAUAGUAGGCUUGUGCAGGGACAGCCCUUUGGGGAGUACCAGAGCCUGUACUUUGAGGCUGAAAUGCCCCCCAUCCCACCUGCCUCGCCCGUCUCCCCACUGCUCCCUCUCUCUGUCUACACCAUGGUGGAGGGUGUGGACAGGCAGAACAGCCUCCUUCUGAAGCCCAGCCCCCCACCUGCACCCCAGCCAGUCCUAACCAAGCUGCCCCUUCCUACACCUACACCAGAGGGGUACCUGACCCCUGACCUACUGGGAAAUAUUACACCAUAACUCAGAGGUGUAGAGACUAUGCUAUUGCACACAGAUCAGAGGUGGCAUUGGAAUUCAGUGACUAUAAAUCAAAGAGUAGGUUGCCAAAUGGUAUACCUCCAAAAAUGAGGGGGGUUCCCCUGCCUGCCCCACCUCUUAUCAUUCCUUCUCCCAACAUGACCGCUACAGACAUUUUGAGGUUUGGUAAGAAGGAUGGGGAGGUCAGGAGAGGGGUUUGUUCUUCAAGGUCUGAACUGAUGUGCCACACCUGUCUGCUAACACCUUAACUGUGAAAACAAAGGAUAUAGAAGGACAAGAAGGGAUUAUGGUCUCUCAUAGGAGCUGGCCGUAUGAAAUAUCUUAACAUAUUACUAAUAUUUUUGAAGAACAUUAUCUAUAAGUGACUUUAAUUGCCAACACAAGAUACAUAUAGUUAAAUUAGUGGUGUUGAUAACAAUCAUUUACAAUAAUCCCAAUUAUUGGUUCUUACAACUGAAAAGUAUUUACAGAUCGGAAUAUUGUCAAAAGGGAAACAUUUGGUAAACAAGUGGGAAUACACCAUCUGUGUUCUGCCGAUUGACUUUGGCUUCUCAACCAGUCUAUAAGAGUAGGUCAUUGUGUUGUUUUUCCAUAUAUACACAAAUGUGUUUUAUCAAAAAUUAUAUAUAUUUUUUCUGCUUACUAUGAUGUACGCUUACAAAAAGGGGACUAUGAAAUAAGUGUCAGAUGAUCUUUCUGGGGAACUGGAAAUGGUAAUGGUCCUUCACUGUACAGAUAUAAUGUUAUAAAUAAACAUAUUUCACAUUAAAA